CAGAAAAGAGCGAAUCUUGCGGAGCGUAUGGGCUGAUGCGAUCAGCUAUUGUGAUGCCUGCUGCUGCUCGUCGGCGCCGCAUGGACAUAUAGUCCGUCUUGGGCUCAGCUCAGCCACCAUAUUGCCUCCUCACUCGUCGUAAUCCUUGCGAUUCGUUCACGGAGGUUUGCUGUGUGGGCUGCGUACAACCAUCAUUUGUUGCACAUCUCGCACAUUCCUCUUUGUUCUGUACGAACUUCACCAUCCAUCUUUCUCGAGACCGUAACGCGGCUGCGUGGAAUAGUCGAGCGCGACUGCCUGGCAACAGGGAGCACAUAUUCGCUUCGAUCGGAGACAUCGAACCACGACGAAUCCACCUUACUAGGUACACAUACGCCAGGAAGCAUGACAUACGAUAUGGAAGCUACCAUAGUAGAAGCGACUUCUCUCUCAGCCAUCACCGACAUUGCAGCCAAUCCGCCCCGACAUGCAGGAAUUCCCCCAGAGACGCCGAGACUGCCACUGAUACUCUACAUUGCCCGAGUGCCCGGAAGCCGGGAUGUCUUUCUCACCCCCAUGAAGCCGCGUGAGAAGGUCGUCACAGCAGAGGAUGUUGCGAGCUCCCUGUACUAUAUCCAUGUCAAUGCAACAGAAGAUUAUGAAGUGCCGCCGAGUCGACCGUCAUCGGUAGACGCAGAUGCAUCACGUCUGUUGCCAGUACCGGAGGAGAGACUACGAAGGAAACCUGUGCUGCCUAGAAGGCCGAUUGCACCUCCUAGCCCACCAUAUCCUCUGGACGAUGGCCCAUCACAAGUGCACUGGAGAACGCCCAGCCCGCCUAGGCAUGGUCGUUUGGCACGUAAGCCGGUAGGCAGCAGCAAUGGUAGCAACGGCCAUGGCAACCUGUCAAGUCCAGGCCUGCCAGUGCUACGAAGUCGGCCACUGCCUUCGCCACCUGCAGAUCAGGAACCACAUGAACCAUCUUUGCACGCUUACAACAAGCACCUCCUUCGCCGCGCCGAAUCGAGUGAUGAGAACAACCCAUACACAAUGCCCGUCUCGGAGCCAACGCCGCUGCCUAUUGACUCGGCAGACCUCCCGCAGCCAGGGUCUCUGACAUUGAUCCGUCGUGACCCUGCAUCAAGCGAUCAAUGGAAUGUUGCCCUCAUUCAUGAUCCGCCGCUCGAAGAGAUCUCUUCUGCUGUUCUUCGUAAUCCGACUGCCGCACAAAGGACCAAACGAAGCGGCGCGCCGCUCUUUUUGGACAUCUCGAAUCCUGCAUAUGCUCAAUAUCUCCCGGAUGAGCGACCCGAGUCCCGUGUCAGUCAAGAUACGACAAGCUCAGGAAACAGUAAUGCACCUGAUGGCGUCUUCCGGAGACGCCUCUAUAUGCCUGGCUCGAAGUAUAGUGCGCACGAGUACAGUCAGCAUGGCAAAUCUGGAUCUGUCAGCUCUUUUGACGAAGGAUCGUCGUCACGCUGGACCGCGAGUCGAUCGUCGUUGAAUGUUUCCAGCCAGUCUUCGUAUGCAGAUCGAAGAAGUAAAGGCUAUACAUUCACGAGUCCUUGGAAUGCGCGGUGCGAGUUCUCUACGGGAGUCUCGGGUAGGAGUCUGAAAUGCCGACAUCACUUACCUUCGAUCUACGGGGCCACGACGGGCGUGGAGGUCUCGGAGCUGCGCUUCAAUUUACCUACUGCUUCAUCAAAGGUGGCGAAUACUCCGCUCAGUGAUAGGAGGUCUUCUUAUCUUCCCGGCUUCCACAGGAGGCUGGACUCGAGCAGCGACAACGGCAGCGUUGAUUUCGUGUUUGAUGAAGAUGGAAAGCUCGAUCUGACACUCGGUCAAGAGAAAGCGGGAGGUGGCUUUGGAGGAAAGCAAGCAAAGCUCGGCAAGCUGAUCAUCCAGCCUGAGGGACUGGCAAUGCUAGAUCUGCUUGUGGCUGCGAAUGUUGGUUUGUGGUGGAGAGCUUGGGGGAGAUGAGGUGCAAUUUCUGCCGACGCUGACAUGACUGCAGAGAGUGCUUACAAGGUCAAUUAUGAGAAUAUGCAUAUACGAUACAAAGAAUCACACGAAUCC
Molecule: messenger RNA, 2055 nt
Organism: Sphaerulina musiva SO2202
Lineage: Eukaryota; Fungi; Ascomycota; Dothideomycetes; Mycosphaerellales; Mycosphaerellaceae
Exons: 1
Coding region: 385-1959 (524 amino acids)
Source: RefSeq, a predicted model, not a curated record